Molecule: messenger RNA, 1254 nt
Organism: Pyrgilauda ruficollis (rufous-necked snowfinch)
Lineage: Eukaryota; Metazoa; Chordata; Aves; Passeriformes; Passeridae
Gene: CIB3
Product: calcium and integrin binding family member 3
Exons: 6
Coding region: 252-815 (187 amino acids)
Molecular function (GO): calcium ion binding
Source: RefSeq, a predicted model, not a curated record
UCCUGUAACCCGAGUCUUCGUGGUGCACACAGGAGACGGGUGAAUGCUGCUGGAGAAGAGCCUCAAGCAGCCAGACUAAAGAUUUGAUGAAAUGCUCCUAUUAUGAUACUUUGCAGCCUGUACAAGUUGGUUACCUGAUCUUCUGCUGUACCUGAGCCUCAUUGUUGCAGCUUUUAAUAACUGAAUAUCCAGACGACCGUUAAGGUGCCUUUGAGGAAAGAACUGACAAGAGUCAGUAUUCCCAGCUCAAAAUGGGCAACAAGCAAACCAUUUUCACUCAGGAGCAACUGGAUGCAUAUCAGGACUGCACAUUUUUCACAAGGAAAGAAAUUUUGAGGCUGUUUCACAGGUACCGGGAUCUGGCCCCGCAGCUCGUUCCCCUUGACUACGCGCACAAACCGGCCGUGACACUCCCCUACGAGCUCAUCGGCAGCAUGCCAGAGCUCAAGGACAACCCAUUCCGCCAGCGGAUAGCAGAGGUGUUCUCAGAGCACGGCGACGGCAAUAUGACUUUGGAUGAUUUUUUGGACAUGUUUUCUGUGCUAAGUGAAAUGGCUCCCCGAGACUUGAAAGCUUAUUAUGCUUUUAAAAUCUAUGACUUCAACAAUGAUGAUUACAUAUGCAAAUCAGAUCUAGAGAAAACUGUUAACAAAUUAACCCGAAAUGAACUGACCCCGGAAGAAGUCAGCCUGGUGUGUGAAAAGGUGAUUUACGAGGCUGAUGUGGACAACGAUGGCAAGCUGUCCCUGGCAGACUUCCAGCAUAUGAUCGUACGAGCUCCAGAUUUCCUCAGCACCUUUCAUAUUCGAAUCUGAAUCUAGUCAGCCACGGGGACAGGAGUGCUUCUGGGACUUUCAACAACUGUUACUUCACCUGAGAUUACCAGCCAUGAGAGCACAAGAUGAGAGGGGCAAAGAGGACAACUUCUGGUAACUGAACCAUUCAGAGAACUGUCUUUUGUUUAUCUCUUUAAAAGGAACAAUUAAGCUCUUCAUCAGGAUUUCCCUGUAAUUUAGCAAAAUGUCUACUCCCUCAGGUAGAGCAAACCUGGCCUGGACAGUCAGAAGGGAAGUAAAGAAACUUGUAUCAAACUAUAACCUCUAAAAAUUCACCCCAAAAUGCCUUAAUCAGUAAAAAAAUCCCUUUAGUUUCAAAAACAUAAGUAAUAAUAAAUAAUCCUCUGAUUGUUUAUGGUUUUAAUAAAUGGUCCAAUGAAUCAAUUACUGAAUUAUUCUCCCCCAGUGCAGGAUUUAC